Messenger RNA from Pipistrellus kuhlii (Kuhl's pipistrelle), 2151 nucleotides. It is a transcript of the gene KCTD7, whose product is annotated as potassium channel tetramerization domain containing 7. The transcript is spliced from 4 exons. Gene Ontology annotation, biological process: protein homooligomerization. NCBI's taxonomy places the organism in Eukaryota, Metazoa, Chordata, Mammalia, Chiroptera, Vespertilionidae. The record is from RefSeq and is a predicted model, not a curated record. The coding region runs from base 257 to 1126 and encodes 289 amino acids. Gene Ontology annotation, molecular function: protein binding.
UCAGGGGCGGGGCAAGCGGGGCUCGGCCAGUAGCGGGAGGCGCCAGCGUCAGGCGCCCAGCUGGUGGUCCCCGCGGUGGCCGCUGCCCGGUGCGCAGGCUGAGGAGGGAGUGCGGCCCCCAGCCCGCCGGCCGCGCUCCGCCCCACCCCGCCCGCCCGCCCGCGGCCCCGCGUCAUGCCCGCCGCUGCUCCCCGCUAGCGCCCCGGGUCCGCUGCCCGCCUGCCCGAAGCCGCGCCCACUACCCAGAGCCAGAGGGAUGGUGGUAGUCACGGGGCGGGAGCCAGACAGCCGUCGCCCGGACGGUGCCAUGUCCAGCUCCGACGCCGAGGACGACUUUCUGGAGCCGGCCACCCCGACGGCCACGCACUCGGGGCACGCGCUGCCCCUGCUGCCCCAAGAGUUUCCUGAGGUUGUUCCUCUUAACAUUGGAGGGGCUCACUUCACCACACGCCUGUCCACCCUGCGGCGCUACGAGGACACCAUGCUGGCGGCCAUGUUCAGCGGGCGGCACUACAUCCCCACCGACGCCGAGGGCCGGUACUUCAUCGACCGGGACGGCACGCACUUCGGAGACGUGCUGAACUUUCUGCGCUCCGGGGACCUGCCGCCCCGGGAGCGAGUGCGGGCUGUGCACAAGGAGGCCCAGUACUACGCCAUCGGGCCGCUCCUGGAGCAGCUGGAGAACAUGCAGCCCCUGAAGGGGGAGAAAGUGCGUCAGGCAUUCCUGGGACUCAUGCCCUAUUACAAAGACCAUUUGGAGCGGAUUGUGGAGAUUGCCCGGCUACGCGCAGUCCAGCGGAAGGCCCGCUUCGCCAAGCUCAAGGUCUGUGUCUUCAAGGAGGAGAUGCCCAUCACCCCCUACGAGUGUCCACUCCUCAACUCUCUGCGCUUCGAACGGAGUGAGAGUGACGGGCAGCUCUUUGAGCACCACUGUGAAGUGGACGUGUCCUUCGGGCCCUGGGAGGCUGUGGCUGAUGUGUAUGACCUGCUGCACUGCCUGGUCACGGACCUGAAAGCCCAGGGCCUGGUCGUGGACCACCAGUGCAUUGGGGUGUGUGACAAACACCUCAUCAACCACUACUACUGCAAGCGCCCCAUCUAUGAGUUCAAGAUCACGUGGUGGUGAGUAGUCCUGGUAGGGAAGAGAGCCCCAUCAGGGAGGGUGUCCAAUUCCCUUCGUGGCUCUGGGAGUCAGAUCCCUGGAAGGGCUCCUGACUGCCCCAGAACCCGCGGAGGUGAGGACUGAGUCCGGAGGCACAGCUCCAAGUGGACGGAGGUGCAGCUCUAGUCUCCCCUGCUACUCCUUGGGGUCAGGCUCAGGGCUUGUGGCCCACGGAUCCCGGUACCUGAACUUACCUGGCCUUUCCUCCGGGCAGGGCAGUCUUUACCUGAGGUCAGUGAGUCUGGCUGCCUUGAGGUUGGCCAGGAAGUCCAGAGAGGUUUUGUUACUUUCUUGACUUUGCAAGAGAGUUUCUGCCCUUUUUAGAGCCACAUUGCCAAAAUAAUUGUAGGCACAAUCACUUCCUCGACCCUGUGCAGGUAUUCCUUCCUUAUGGUCAGUGUAUGUAUGAACAUAGGACAUGAUGGGGGAUUUUAACCCAGAUAGCCAAUCCACAGUCUCUGACUGAAGAAGGAGCACCUUCUCUCUCUCCUUCCCCAAGAACAGCCCCCCACUUUGUGUUAGGAUGUGAAAAGACGCUUUCCUCCCAAAAUGUAUUCUUCACCACUUUUUGGAGAUGUAACCAUAGUUGCCAAAACUAUGCACCAGGUGGGCCUUAAAAAAGCACAAUGUUUACAGCCCUGCUCUGGGCCUCGGCUGCUUCCAUCUUCCACCAACCUUCCUCGCUUGCAGGGUUACCUUCUCACAGGGCUGGAUUAUACAUUUCAGAGACGCCUUUUGAAGAUUCUCUCAGUCAAGCAGGCAAGUUGUCUACAUCUUAUCUUUGAGAUGCCACAUCCAUUCUGGAAGCUCAGAAUGCCUCUUUGGCUGCCAUUUCAUCUGUCAGGAUCCAGUUUGUGGUGAACUCUUUGAUGGGAGCCCCUUUUUAAAAAAAAUCUUUUUAUGUUUUAAUUACAGUUGACAUAUUUUAUUAUAUUAAUUUCAGGUGUACAGCAUAGUGGUUAGACAUUUAUCUACCUUACAAAGUACCC